Molecule: messenger RNA, 3670 nt
Organism: Vicia villosa (hairy vetch)
Lineage: Eukaryota; Viridiplantae; Streptophyta; Magnoliopsida; Fabales; Fabaceae
Product: cuscuta receptor 1-like
Exons: 10
Coding region: 20-3604 (1194 amino acids)
Molecular function (GO): protein binding
Source: RefSeq, a predicted model, not a curated record
CAUUUUCUAUACAAAACCUAUGAAGAUGAAAAUGAAGAGGUUAUUAGUAUGUGUGUUUGUUUUAGUAGAAGUACUAAUGUGUUGUGAGGGUUGUUGGAAGCAAGAGAGAGAUGCUCUUAUUACCCUGAAAUCCCAUUUUGAAAAUGCUACUUAUCCUUGGGAACGCAUCAGUACUAAUUGCUGUAAAUGGGAUGGAGUUGAAUGCAACACCAUCACUGGAAGAGUCACCAAACUCAAUCUUCAAAAUUGGGGUGAUACUCGGCAAGUUAACUACUCUGAUUUUAUAAUCUUCAAUGAUUUGAACACUCUCGACUUGUCAUCAAAUUCAAUAUCCAGUUGUUCAAGAACUCGUCAAGGAUUAAAAAGUUUGGAAGUUCUUAACUUGGGUGUUGGUGUUUUCGAUAAUGCUAUGAGCCUUCUGUCUUGUUUGGAUGGACUUUCAUCUCUUAGGUCUCUAUCAUUUUCUGGAGACCCAUACUACAAAUCUUCAUUACACAUUUUUCAGCCUGUUUUGGAAACAAUUUCGUCAAAGAUGCGGCAUCUGGAGGUCCUUGACUUAAGUUUCAACAAUUUGACAAAUGAAAUACUUCCUUCACUAAGGGGAUUCACAUCUUUGAAGGAACUGAAUUUGCGUAACAUUGGAUUGGACUCAGAUCUUCAUAUGCAAGGAUUAUGCAUUGUAUUGAAGAACCUUGAGAUCCUUGACAUCUCCGACAACAACUUCAGUGACAGUGAUAUUGGAUUUGCUCUUAGUGGACUUUCUUCCCUCAAGAAUUUAAAUUUAGGAGAGAGUCAAAUUAUUCCCAAAACAAUUCAUAAUAUAUCAAAACUGAGAAAUUUGGAGAUACUUGAUUUAAGCGGAAACAACUUCACUGACAUUGAUAUUGGAUCGGCUCUUAGCGGUUCUUCACUCAAGAGUUUAAGAAUAGGCUUUAGUGAAAUUACUCCCAAAGAAAUUCAUAAUAUAUCAGAACUGAGGUCUUUGGAAAUCAUUGAUUUAAGCAGCAACAAUUUAGAAGGAACGCUUGAUAUAAGUGGAUUGUUGACUCUACCGAGGUUGAGGAGUCUUGAUUUGGGUGAUAAUCGAUUGGUGAAUUUCAUUUUUCACAAAGGGUCAAAAACUCUGAGCAAAUUGGAUAUUCUUACGCUAGAUUCGAAUAUGAUAAAUGGAAGCAAUCUACAAGAGUCGUUGUGGGUUUUUCCAUCAGUAAGGAAGCUUAGUUUAUCUCGAAACCAAUUUACCGAAACAAUUCUUGCCGGAGGUUUACGUAGUUUAAGUAACUUGGAAUACUUAGCAUUGGACGGUAGUUCUAAUUUAAGUAACGACUUUUUCAAAAGAAUUGGAGAUUUGCCUUCUUUAAAAGUUUUGUCAGCAAGACAAUGUGGCCUAAAUGGUACUCUUCCUAAUGGAGAUUGGUUUGAGCUUAAGAUGUUGGAAGAGUUAUACCUAUCCGAAAAUGAAAUUGUGGGGAAACUUCCCACAUCUUUUGUUAAUAUGACAUCACUUCGGACUUUAAUGCUUUACAAUAAUCAUUUUAUUGGCAAUUUUGGUCCUAAUCUUGCAAGUCUUGCAUCACUUGAGUAUCUUAAUUUCGAAGGGAACCAAUUUGAAUUUCCAAUCUCAUUCAAAUUAUUUUCGAAUCAUUCGAACCUUAAGUUCAUAUAUGGUAAUGGAAAUAAAGUCAUCUCUGAUUCAGACUCAUCUUUGAAAACACUGGUUCCCAAAUUUCAAUUGCAAGUGCUCCAAUUGUCUUCAGUAACUCAGGCUAAAUCCAUUCCACUUCCAAAAUUUCUUCUUUAUCAAUACAACUUGACUUAUGUGGAUUUCACUAGUUGUAAACUUAGAGGAGAGUUCCCAAAUUGGUUAUUGGAAAACAACACAAAAAUGGAAGAUCUUAUACUUAUGAACUCUUCAUUUAUUGGACACUUUCAGCUUCCCACUCGUCCAUGUCUCAACAUGGUGACAAUUGAUGUAUCUAACAAUGCUAUAUCAGGUCAAAUGUUGAGCAAUAACAUUAGUUCAAUUUUCCCCAAUUUGAAUUAUCUAAAUUUGUCUGGAAAUGCAAUCCAUGGUCCUAUUCCUUAUGAGAUAAGUCACUUAAGCUCUUUAUCUAAAUUGGAUUUGUCUGAUAAUCAAUUGUCUGGUCAAAUUCCCCAUAACUUAUCUGCAGACGGGGGUGAACUCACCUUCUUGAGAUUUUCGAAUAAUAAUCUUCAUGGAUCCAUACCUCUUAUGUUGUCAAUGUCCAAUUCUUUGUUGUACUUGUUGUUGGAUGGUAAUGGUCUUUCUGGUAAAAUUCCAAGUAACUUUUUUAACUCGUCAAAAAUUGAACAUUUGGACUUGAGUAAUAAUAAUUUCAUUGGAAAAAUUCCAAGCCAAGUGAAAAAUAGUACAAACUUGAUUGAGCUUUCAAUGUCCAAUAAUUAUUUUGAAGGUUCUAUUCCAUCUGAUUUGGCAAAACUUGAAGGUAUUUCUUAUCUAGAUCUUUCCCAAAAUAAUUUGUCGGGUUGUGUUCCAUCUUUUGUAAAUUCUUCUGCCACAUUUAUCCAUUUGAGUGACAAUCAUUUAAGUUGUUUGUCCAAAAAUAUGUUUGGAGAAAGGUCUUCUAGCUCCUCAUGUUUGCCUUCUUGGGGAGUAAAAUGUACCAUAGUUACAUUAGAUCUUAGCAACAAUGAAAUAACAAAUGGAAUUCAUGAUCUUAUACACGACCUUCGCAAUACAGGAUUGAACAUCCUACUUUUGAAAGGUAAUCGCUUUAAAGGGAAUAUACCAAAACAAUUAUGCCAUCUAUCAAAUUUAAGCAUACUAGACCUUUCUUUUAACAAUUUUGUUGGAGAAAUACCUAGUUGUUUGGGUAACAUUCCUUUUGAGAAUAAGGAUCCAGAGGCAUUAAGGGAUCAAAUCAAUGGUGUCAUUCAUAUUAGAGCAGAUGAAUUUAUUCGAUUUGGGAAAGAUAAAGAAAAAUUUACUUCAAAAAAAAGAAUAGAAACCUAUACCACAAAUGUCCUUAUUUAUAUGUCUGGGAUUGACUUGUCUCACAAUCAACUAAAUGGAAGCAUUCCAUCUGAGCUUGGAAACUUGACCAGAAUUCUAGCAUUGAACUUGUCCAACAAUUAUUUCUCUGGGAAAAUUCCAACUACAUUCUCCAAUUUGGUGCAAGUGGAGAGUUUAGAUCUUUCUUUCAACAUGUUGAGUGGCCAAAUUCCUCCUCAACUAAGUGGAUUGACUUCCCUUGAAGUAUUCAGUGUUGCACACAACAAUUUAUCAGGCACGACACCAGAAAGGAAAGGGCAAUUUAUUACCUUUGAUGAAAGCAGCUAUGAGGGUAAUCAAUUUUUGUGUGGAUUUCCACUUCCAAAAAGUUGCAAUUCUAGUGGAGAAGCACCUAAUCCAUUACCAAAUGACGUGAACAUGGAUGGAGAUAACGAUAGUUGGAUAGACAUGUAUGUUUUUCGUGUGAGCUUUGUUGUAGCAUACACAUCAAUGUUGUUGGUAAUUGCAAUUGUUCUGUUCAUCAAUCCUUAUUGGAGGAAAUCAUGGUUUUACCAUAUAGGAUUGGUGGGCAUGAAUUGCUACUACUUCUUGAAGGAUAAUCUAUGUUAGUUACUUUUGUAUCAAGAAUGCAUAAUAUGUGAAGUUUCAUGUGAUAAAUAUAUAUUUUGUUUGUUC